Molecule: messenger RNA, 3537 nt
Organism: Austrofundulus limnaeus
Lineage: Eukaryota; Metazoa; Chordata; Actinopteri; Cyprinodontiformes; Rivulidae
Gene: ezh1
Product: enhancer of zeste 1 polycomb repressive complex 2 subunit
Exons: 20
Coding region: 420-2726 (768 amino acids)
Biological process (GO): heterochromatin formation
Cellular component (GO): ESC/E(Z) complex; nucleus
Molecular function (GO): chromatin binding; histone H3K27 methyltransferase activity; protein binding
Source: RefSeq, a predicted model, not a curated record
CGCAUGUUCCUGUGUGAGCGGCUAAUGGCUGUCCUGUGGCUGCUCCACGCUGCGUUUUCAUUCCCAGGACGCACGGUUACGCAUAAAUCCUCGCUCGCCUCUCUGCUCGGAAAGGCUGCAUCAUAAAGACGUCACCCUCCUGCUCGGGGCUGGUUCGUCCCAGCCAAGUAAAGUGCGCAGCUAUUCGGUAAAGCGCGAGCUAUACCACAACAAGAAGCGAGCACCAUGCCCGUGGAUAACGUGGGGCUUUCUCUGACAUCUCCUCGCGUGGAGACGAUCUCUGCGUCAAAUCCACAGCAGAGACAGCGUUAAAUUGUUCUGGGUUGGUGGAGAAAAAAGAGAGAGAGAGAGAGAGAGGGAGGACGUGAUCGCAUUGCGGGCUAAUUCAGUCGCAACGAACGCGACGUGGAUUUAAAGUGAUGGAAGGAACAGCCUCAACAGCCUCGGUCCCAGCCCCAGCCCCUGGCUCUGGCAUCCCCCCAUCAGCUCCGAGACCCCCCAUCUUCACGCCGUCCCGCAGCCUAUUAGAAUGGAGAAGGAGGGUAAAGUCUGAGUACAUGCGCCUACGCCAGUUAAAGCGCCUUAAAAAAGUCGAUGAGGUCAAGACCCUGUUCAUGUCCAACAGGCAAAAGAUUGAGCAGCAGGCAAAUCUCCUGAACUCAGAGUGGUCCAAGUUGAGGAUUCAGUCCGUCCCUGUUUCCACCUUUAGUGGAGCUCUCGCCAAUAAGAAGAUGUGUUCGGUGGAGUUUGGUUUCCCAGGAUUCAAAUCUCAAGCUGUUGCCAUGAAGCCGCUGUCAACGGUGGCAGGGAUUCCCUUCAUGUACUCGUGGUCCCCUCUGCAGCACAACUUCAUGGUGGAGGAUGAGACGUUCCUCCACAACAUUCCUUACAUGGGCGACGAGGUGCUUGAGCAGGACGAGGCCUUCCUGGAGGAGCUCAUAGACAACUAUGAUGGUGUCCARGGUGACAGAGAGGGGGGCUUCAUCAGCGACGAGAUCUUCAAGGAGCUAGUGGACGCCUUGAGCCAGUACUCUGACCAUGACGAUGAAGAUGAGGAGGAGUCUGCGGCGGUGGAGGCUGCGGGGAAGAAAGAGGAGGAGAGGAUGAUGAGGAGGAGCUCGGCUGAGGCUUCGGAGGAGAACAGAGCUGGAGCGUUAACCAGGAGGAAAAAGAGAAGCGCUGUUGAGGUGCGGGAUUUGUCCGGCAGUAAGAGGAUCCCCAGCGAUAAGAUUUUCACAGCCAUCGCCUCAAUGUUUCCCUACAAAGGCACCACYGAGGAGCUGAAAGAGAAGUACAAGGAUCUACUGGAGCCUCCGGGCCCAGUGAAGCUGCCCCCCCUCUGCACCCCCAACCUAGACGGACCCUUUGCGAAGUCUGUGCAGAGAGAGCAGUCGCUGCACUCGUUCCACACGCUCUUCUGCAGACGCUGCUUCAAAUACGACUGUUUCCUCCACCCUUUCCAUGCUACACCAAAUGUUUACAAGCGGAAGAGCAAAGAGAUCCGCAUGGAGACCGAGCCGUGUGGUGACGACUGUUUCCUGUUACAGAAAGGAGCUAAAGAGUUCUUGGAUCAGAAUGCGUUACGGUCACAUAGAUCUCGGAGGCGACGGCGGCAGCAGCGCCCCACCAGUUCUGGUUGUGCCGGACCAACGGGGUCUGCUGAGGAGAGCAAGGAGGGCGACAGUGACCGUGAAACCACCUCCUCCUCAGAGGGGAAUUCGCGCUGCCAGACUCCCACCAAGCUGCGUCCAGGCGAGGAGGAUGGGGAACAGCAGGCAUGCUGUGUGGUCCAGUGGAGUGGGGCAGAAGAGUCGCUGUUCAGGGUUUUGCACGGCACAUACUUCAACAACUUCUGCUCCAUCGCUCGUCUCAUCGGUACCAAGAACUGCAAACAGGUSUACGAGUUUGCCGUCAAAGAGGCUCUGAUUCACCGCGUUCCUUUGGAAGAUGGAGGCAUCUCACCCCAGAAGAAGAAAAGAAAACACAGAUUAUGGGCAAAAAUUCAGCUGAAGAAAGAUAACACAUCCAAUCAGGUGUACAACUAUCAGCCAUGUGACCACCCCGACCACCCCUGUGACAGCUCCUGUCCUUGUGUGAUGACCCAGAAUUUUUGUGAGAAGUUCUGCCAGUGUGAGCCUGAGUGCCAGAACCGGUUCCCGGGCUGCCGAUGUAAGACCCAGUGCAACACCAAGCAGUGUCCCUGCUACCUGGCUGUGAGAGAAUGUGACCCAGAUCUCUGCAUGACCUGCGGAGCCGCUGACCACUGGGACAGCAAAGUGGUGUCCUGUAAGAACUGCAGCAUUCAGAGGGGCCUAAAGAAGCACUUAUUACUGGCUCCAUCAGACAUUGCUGGGUGGGGAACGUUCAUCAAAGAGCCUGUUCAGAAGAAUGAGUUCAUCUCGGAAUACUGCGGAGAGCUGAUCUCCCAAGACGAGGCAGACCGACGUGGAAGGAUCUAUGACAAAUACAUGUCGAGUUUUCUUUUCAACUUGAAUAACGACUUUGUGGUAGAUGCUACUCGAAAGGGGAACAAAAUUCGUUUUGCAAAUCAUUCGGUUAAUCCCAACUGCUACGCUAAAGUUGUGAUGGUUAACGGAGAUCACCGUAUUGGAAUAUUUGCCAAACGAGCAAUCCUGCAAGGAGAAGAGCUCUUCUUUGACUACAGAUACAGCCAAGCCGACGCCCUCAAGUAUGUGGGAAUAGAGAGGGAGGUGGACUUGGCUUAGCUUUGCAGCUGUGCUUAGAGACUGGCUUUGUUUUUCCACCACUCUGUUCGUUAUGCAAGCUUUUACGGCGUACAUAAUGUUGAUCAGUGAAUUGCAUGAGCUGUCUUUUUUGGCAAAACCAUCAAUGAAACAUGUUAGCCGCUGCAUUAGCUUGAGUCGAAUGCUCCUCCUGUGCAAAUUAUUCAAUAUUGUAGUUGAUGAUGUUACGCUCUGACUGGUCCUCGAGGGGAAAAAAUAUGAUCAGGCUCAACAGGCCGGUUUGUUUCUCUGUGAUUCUUUACAGCAGCUAGCACCACUACCGUAUCAAUGUUAGACAAAAACUCCACAUGCAUUUUCAUCAGUUCUUGACAAAAAAAAAGAAAAGGGCAAGUAGAUGAGAAACCGACUGAUUGAAUGUAACUCGUAGAUGAUGAAGAAGCGAUCCCACCCAUCUUUACUUUUUACAUUACCCUAUUAUUGGUACUAAUGUAUAUGCAUUACAGUAUAGCGUUGUGUGGACAUAAACACACCUGUAAAAAAAAUAGCAGAUAAAUUAGUCAGAUUAAGUGUCUUCCUAUAAAACAAAAAAGUGCCAAAUGGUUCCUCAUUGAGAUGCUACAUCCUUUUGCAUGUGACUUUAUGUUUACUACCAGAGCUUCGUUUUAAGGUGUCUGUUACAAGAUUAUAAUGAUAGUAAGAGCAAAGUUGUCAGCGUUUGACAAAAUAUUGAAGUCACAGUCAUGUGUAACCUGUCAUUUCUAAUGUAUCGUUUAAAGUCCACAUUAUUGUACACUCUUUUUUUUUUCAUUUAUUAAAGCCAACUACUUUCAAA